This is a messenger RNA of Arachis ipaensis, 1154 nucleotides long. Its product is annotated as thioredoxin domain-containing protein PLP3B. NCBI's taxonomy places the organism in Eukaryota, Viridiplantae, Streptophyta, Magnoliopsida, Fabales, Fabaceae. The record is from RefSeq and is a predicted model, not a curated record.
UUCAAAAACAAAAAUAUAUUUUAGCUAUCCUUAGGUUGGGACUUGGAAGCUUGAAUCGUCCGAUUUCACGAUCCUUGCCCCAGUUUCCCUCCGCAUCAAUACUAGCAAGUAACGGAGGUUGGUUCUUCCUCCCUCGUUCCCUUCCCAAUUUGUGCAUACAUUACACACAGAUCUCAACCGUUCGAGCGAGAGGCUUCUCCGCGUUUCCUUUGUGGUUCGAAAUGGAUCCGAACGCAGUAAAGUCCACUUUGUCAAAUCUUGCCUUUGGAAACGUAAUGGCUGCAGCUGCCCGUGAUUAUCAGAAGGAAUUGCUUGCACAAGAGAAGGUGCAGGCAUCAAGUUCUUCUAACCAGGAGGUUGACCUUGAUGAUUUAAUGGAUGAUCCUGAGUUGGAAAAAUUGCAUGCAGAUAGGAUUGCAGCUCUUAAGAAAGAAGCAGAGAAACGGCAGGAAUGGAAGAAGAAAGGUCAUGGGGAGUACAGGGAGAUAACUGAAGGGGAUUUCUUAGCUGAAGUCACCGGAAGUGAAAAAGUGAUUUGUCAUUUCUACCAUAAGGAGUUCUAUCGGUGCAAGAUAAUGGAUAAGCAUUUAAAGUCCCUUUCAUUAAAGCAUAUAGAUACGAAGUUCAUCAAGCUUGAUGCAGAGAAUGCACCAUUCUUCGUUGCAAAACUGGCAAUAAAGACUUUGCCUUGUGUCAUACUGUUCAGGCAAGGAGUUGCCGGAGAUAGAUUGAUAGGAUUUCAAGAUUUGGGAGGGAAAGAUGAGUUUUCCACAAGAACACUCGAAGCUCUUCUCAUAAAGAAAGGCAUAAUUGAUGAGAAGAAAUAUGAGGAUGAUGAAAAUGAUGGAUAUGAUGAAAAUACACGUAGAACGGUCAGAUCAUCGGUCGUUGCUGAUUCAGAUUCUGAUUAAAAAUUAAUCCACUAAUGGUGUCAUGAAAGUUUUUAGAGUCAAGAUUUUGCUUUGUUCAUAUUUUAUUUUUCAAGAUCUCUGGUAGUCUGGUUUGUAUAAUCAUCAUUGUUAAAUUGAUGUUUAUUUAUGAGAGGGAAAUUAAAUCCUUGACAAUCAUACUGAAACAAUGCUUGUAUAACCGGUUUGAAUUGCUUUGGGGCCAAACCAAGUUGAAAUAUGCAAAUUUUGAUAUUAUAUUUUCUA